Molecule: messenger RNA, 8033 nt
Organism: Gambusia affinis (western mosquitofish)
Lineage: Eukaryota; Metazoa; Chordata; Actinopteri; Cyprinodontiformes; Poeciliidae
Gene: gramd1bb
Product: GRAM domain containing 1Bb
Exons: 23
Coding region: 1018-3786 (922 amino acids)
Biological process (GO): intracellular sterol transport
Cellular component (GO): endoplasmic reticulum-plasma membrane contact site; plasma membrane; endoplasmic reticulum membrane
Molecular function (GO): sterol binding; sterol transfer activity
Source: RefSeq, a predicted model, not a curated record
AAAGGGAGGAGCAUUUUUCUUUAUUUUCUUUGGGGAUAUAAGCUGCUUCAGAUUGGCUUCAAGACUGGGGGAGGAUUCCCCUGCUUGUGGGACAUGGCUUUCUGUUCUGAUCUAAGACAGUAGUUUGUUUUGAAACUGAGGGGGUAAAGAGGAGGGAGGGAGAGGGACACUUCCCUCUACAGCCUUUGCAGCCAACCCAUUUGACAGAUGGCACCGGCAGGAUGAUCUUUGACUCUCUUCCAGGAAACAUACCUCACUUCGCUCAUGAGCCCCAUCACCUCCCUCUAGCCCGUAGGCGGUAACUUGGUGGAAGCAGCAAUGAGCUGAAGCCCAGGACGGACCUCAACCACCAGAACAAGCACAAGUGAGACCAACUGUGUCUUUUUCUGCCUCAGGGAUGCCAGAAUAAGAACCAAGUGAGAACAAUAUCCAAAUCCAAACCACAGCAUCAAUAUUCAAGGGCUGACAUCUGGUGCCUUUGCCUUUAACAUAAAAAGCAAGGUACCUAUUCCAGCUUCUUGGUUAGUAGCAUAGCCAGUGUUUGUAACUUGGCCUGUCAGUCUCUGGGGAGGACCAGCAAAGGAGUUGUGUUACACUCUCUGACAGGCCUUAUGCAUGUUUCAUCUGCUGCUCUCAGAACAGAAGCCCCUUUUGUUAUCUAAUCUAGCCCUCUUCUUCCCAGCCUGAGUGAAUGAGUUUAUUGCAACAGCGCUGUUCUUCACAGACUGUCAGCCAGACGCCAAACUGAUGCAUAUUCAGGAGCUAAGGAGCACGAAGAGAACUUUGUCUGGUCUAACAUAUUUGGACCUGUUUUAUAACCGCUGAAUAGCUCUCAAAAUGGACUUAAGAAUAUAAAACACUAUGUGAGGAUUUCGAAAAAACUCGCUUGCGCUUGAGCUUUUAAGGACUAAACUAUAACUUCAAACUAAAACUUCAAGUUCUCUAGCUACAGAACUAGAGAAUCCAGGUCUCUUAAAAGAACUUUGGGACUGCUUGGAUUUUGUCAGACCUGGAGCAAUGGGUGACACUCUGAGACCUCCUUCACUCCAGGUGAGUGUCCCAAAAGAUGCACCAGCUUAUUCAGAUGGAGGGAACAAUGCAGUAUCAGAUGGUUCUGUGCGAUCCAGCUCUUCAACCCCAACUCUUCGACGCAAGCGCUUCAAGAUGCGACGCAUGAGGAAUGUGCCAAGCGAGAGGGAGAACACAAGAACACAGCUAACCAACAUUCAGCUCACAGCCAGAUCCCGAUCCAGCUCCAAGGAAUACCUCCAGUUGCCUUCCAUAGAGAUCACACCGUCCAGUGAUGAAGAUGCCCCAUCUUCCUGGUCAAGAUGUUCCACCCCCAGUGCGUCUCCACGACGCAGGCGCUUUCUAUUGAGAAGGUGGCUGAAGGUCAGAGAGAAGAAGGAGCAAGGCAGUGAAAGCAGCAGUCAGCAAAGCAGUCAGCAGAGCAGCCUGCAAAGCAGCCAUGAAGAUGACAGCACUCGCUUCUUGACACCACAGAUCCGAGAGGAGAGGUCUGACAGUGCAGCGGACAAAAUCAGCACUGCCAGUAACUCAAACAAGAGCUCGCCCACCUGCUCACCAGUCCUGCGUAAACGUUCGCGCUCUCCCACACCACAGAGCCAGGAGGGUGAGAACAUGGUGGAGAAGGGUUCAGACCACUCCUCCGACAAGUCCCCCUCCACACCUGAGCAGGUCGUCCAGAGAACAUACUCUGUGCAGUCGGCGCGAAGUGGUGGAAAGAACUCCAAGUCUCACAAGCGACUUUCCAAAAAGAGCCAAAGCUGGUACAACCAUGAAAGACAGCACAUCAUGAGAGUGCUGAGCCCGACAUACAAGCAGCGCAAUGAGGACUUCAGGAAACUCUUCAAGCAGCUCCCUGACACAGAGAGGCUCAUUGUGGACUACUCCUGUGCUCUUCAGCGGGACAUCCUCCUGCAGGGACGGCUCUACCUCUCGGAGAACUGGAUCUGUUUUUAUAGCAACAUCUUUCGCUGGGAAACUCUCCUGACAGUGCGGCUAAAGGACAUCUGUUCAAUGACGAAAGAGAAGACUGCUCGUCUCAUUCCCAAUGCCAUCCAGGUCUGCACAGACAGUGAGAAGCACUUCUUUACCUCAUUUGGAGCCAGAGACAGGACCUACAUGAUGAUGUUCAGACUCUGGCAGAAUGCCCUGCUUGAGAAGCCUCUUUGCCCGAAAGAACUUUGGCACUUUGUCCAUCAAUGCUAUGGCAACGAGCUAGGCCUGACCAGUGACGACGAGGAUUAUGUCCCUCCUGAUGACGACUUCAACACCAUGGGGUUCAGUGAGGAGAUUCCCAAUGAAGAGAACGAGAUAAACAAUGACAACUUGACAAAGAACAGUGCAGACGCCAAGCCUGAGGGGAGUCCUCCUUCACUACACAAGAAAGUUAUCCCAAAUAACUCCUUCCCAAGUCCUGGAAACCAUGACACAACCAUUACUUUUGAAAUUCCUGCAGAAGAAUUUGCAGACUGCCUACCGCACGCCGAGCUGCUGACGGUGCCCCUAGUGGUGGAGGACAAAAACGACACCAGCGGGCCUGGUGGUCCCGUCCCCUCACCUUCGCUGGACUUUAACGACAAUGAGGACAUCCCCACUGAGCUCAGUGACUCUUCAGAAACCCACGACGAGGGUGAGGUGCAGGCCUUCCAUGAAGACUUGAAUGGCAGGCAACAUAUCAAUGAGGUGUACAAGUUCAGUGUGGACAAGCUCUACGACAUCCUCUUCACAGAGUCUCAGUUUAUGAGUGACUUCAUGGAGCAGAGGCGCUUCUCAGAUAUUGUGUACCACCCAUGGAAGAAGGAGGAGGCAGGAAACCAGACCAGAGUGAUAAUGUACACCAUCUCUCUGUCUAACCCUUUGGCACCAAAAACCGCCACUGUCACAGAAACGCAGACUCUGUACAAAGCCAGUCAGGAAAGUGAGUGCUACAUCAUUGACGCCGAGGUGAUCACGCACGACGUGCCCUACCACGAUUACUUUUACACGCUCAACCGCUACAUGCUCACACGGGUGGCCAAGAACAAGUGUCGGUUACGUGUUUCAACAGAGCUGAGGUACAGAAAGCAGCCAUGGGGGCUGGUAAAAGGAUUCAUUGAGAAAAACUUUUGGAGCGGACUCGAAGAGAACUUUCGCCAACUGGAGGUGGAGCUGUCCAAGCUGGAGGAGCUCCUGAUGGAGACCCACCAGCUGUCUCCGAAGGCCAAGGUGGUGAAGAACGCUACGGUGAGGCGGAAGAAGAGGCCUCUCCCCCACAUGCGAAGCCAACACCUGGAUGAGGCCCUCAGUCCUGUUACCACGCCGACAGACGAGGAAGUGAUUCAGAGGAUCAAACAUGUGGUGGGCUCCACACAGACGAGGCACCAAAGUCCAGAACACCAUCACCUGCCAGGAGGCCUGGCUCUGUACAGCGUCUCCAAACUGCUGCUCAUUAUCAGCUUUGUUUUGGUCCUGCUGGUGUUCCUCAACAUGAUGCUCUUUUAUAAGCUUUGGAUGCUUGAGUACUCUGCCCAGUCCUUAACAACAUGGCAAAGUCUGCGGCUUCAGGAGAGUAAGCUGCCUCAGACCCAAAUGGAGUGGGCCCAACUUCUGGAGGCGCAGCAGCGUUACCACGACGCCGAGCUGCAGAAGUGGAGAGAAAUUAUAAAGUCAUCAGUAGUUCUGCUGGAUCAGAUGAAAGACUCAUUGCUGAACCUCCAGCGAGGCAUUGGUUUGAGGGACUACAGCUCCGAGACCAAGGAGAAGAAAAGUCGCUACCACUGACACACCAUCACAAGGCCAUGAGGGCGUGCCGUGCAAUAUAAGAACCUGUUUUGUUUGUCAAGACGUACGGAGGCAGCAGCAGGGCAGAGAGGGAGGCGGGACCAGCGGUGAGCGGGUCCAAAGACACAGAGGAAAGGACAGUAGUAGUUUCUGGAGCACCCAGAGAGGGGAGCGCUGGAGGUAUUCCCAACAUCUCUGUGGCAUCAUAGGAAGACGCGAGACAUUCUCGUUCUUUACAGCAGUGGGAAACGUUUCCAUUCAGCUCUUUUUAUUUUCAAGUGCAUCCUACUGUAAGCCAUGUCGACAGGAGAGUCUCCGAGAUAAAGAAGGAGCUACUGCAUGCAUGUAGACAACAGUCCUCAGUGUCAAUAUGGUCCAGUUCCAGUCGAUGUAUGUCAGAAAAAAGACCAGAAAAGGAGAGACCCAGUCAAAGGACAUGGGUGUCUUUUUGAGUCUCUUGACUGUUCCAAAAACAAAAUCGUUCCCUCAAAGUCCAUGCUGUAGCGUCCCUUUAACAAACCUCUCGGUGACCCGAGCAGAGGUUCAACAAAACAACUGGUAUUAUAGCCAGGAGAUCAGCUUUACUGAUCCCUCGCCUUGUUUGAACCUGGUCGUCACGGUUCCUGUCAGGGCUGGCUCCCUGUCAGAACAACCUGUCAAAAUGUUACAAAUCUGUGGAUUGCUGAGAACCCAGUUUGUCUUAUCAGCAUACAACACCAAUCAGAUCGUUACUAACUGCUACUUACGAUUACGUCUCCUCGUCCUGAUGAAGUGGAAUGUAUUAGUCUGUUAGGACUUGAUCAGAUUUUCAACACAACAUUUAAAUUGGGGACUCUGCAGUCAGGCCAGUAGGGAGAACUGCAUUCUUACGUGUUUUAUUACUAAGCUGUGAUGAAAUGUCUUAACAGAUGUUUCAAAUCGGAAAACAUUCUAUGAAUAUAUUUGAAAUAUAUAAGAAUAUUUCACUAUUUAAUAUAUAUUUCAAUAUAAAUAUAUAUAAAUACAUGACCUAUAUUUAUUGUUAAUUUAUGUACAUAGAGAAAUUCUCAGAGCUCGAGACAAGUUACAGUUUCUAUUGAAAAGUGUUUUCUUCUACGAAAUGCAUGCCAGAUAUGUCUGUGACAUGUCCAGUGUGCAAGUAUGAUUCUGCAUUUGCGCGAUUAUAUUCGCGCUCCUCUGUGUGUGUGUGUGCGUGUGUGAGAGAAAGUGUGCGUGCGGGUCCUUGUGUGUGCUUACACGUGUGCUAGAAAGUGUGACAUUUUUACCAUUCCACACUCGUCUGUUUCUUACUUUUUCUCCUCUUCUGGCUCCCUGCAGCCAGACUGCCUUUAUUUUAUUUUGAAUGCUAAUGUCUUUUGGAUAAUGCCUUGCAUUAUUGUCCCACCGGGGUCCAGUUUACACUAGAAGAGUUUUGUUCCAAAGCGAUGUAUCCAGAAUCUGAAAACAAAACGAACUCCUGCUAUUGCAAAAAGUGAUUGGUUGUGGAAGUUAACACAUUUUUUUGAAAUAUUUAUUAGAAGAAUGUCCCAAUUGAGUGAAGAAAUUGAUGAUUUUCCUCUCUUAAAUGGAUAUGUAAUAUUUUGGAUGAAAACCCUUCCUUUGCCCUCUGUAAACAGCUCCAUUGUCACCGCUCCGGUGGUUUGACCUCUCUUUGCUGAACAGGAAUCUUUUGACAUUUUGAGAAAAGCAUUUCAUGUUUUGAACCACUUCUAUAUAUAUCUGGAAUUGCUAAUAACUAGAAAGUAAUCUGGAAAAAAAAUCAAAAUCCUUCAAAUCCUCUUUGAGUUUAGGUUCUAACUGAUCAAAAACAACGAAUGCAUUAAUUAUGACACUUCUCAAAAUGCCAAACUAUCCCUGUAAUCCAGAUUAUUAUAAUUUCCUUCUUCUUAUUUCAAGUGUCUGUUUUGGGUGCAAUAAAAGCAUGGAAAUAAACUUUACACAACUAAACUGAACCAAAAGUAAAGAGUAAAAUUGCACCAUCACAGUUUCUCGCAUUGUUUUAAGUGGAGUGUUCAUCAUGUAUGUCAUGUGCUAUAUAUAUAUAUAUAUACAUGCAUAUAUAUAUAAAUAUCUAUAUGUAAGAAAGGAGAUGCGUUGUAGAGCAUCUUUGGAGAGAUGACCCCCGUACAGCACUUCCAAAAAUGAAGAAAGAAAAGAUUUCCUCAUUAAACAGUGAAGCACUUUAAGGCCUUUUCAGGUAGAGAAUAAAAAAAAUAUAUAAUGGUUUUGUUUAGAGAUGAAUGUAGAGGAAAUACUACACUGGUGAUUUACAACUUUCAAACUCAUUAGACGUGUUUGUUGGAAACAGAUCUUUCCUAAACACAUCCCGAAUAUGAAAAAUAUCAGAUUUCUCUCUGUUUUUAGGGUAAAGAAGGGAAGGGUGAAUUCUGGAUGCCCCCCGCUCCGUGUUUUAAUGGUGAAACUUGGAGAAAAGCUCCUUGACUGGAUUUCUGCUGUGCUUAAUGUCAUUUUAAGAAGUCACAGAGUUAUCAGAGGAAAAUCUAGAAGUUUGAAUGUGAAAUGAUGUUCCUUAGGGUUCACUUUUAAAAUCCUGACUACCACAGUUAACAGAGAAGCUGUGCUUCGUGUAAGUGAUGGUGAAGGAAUGUCAUAUUUUUCCAAAUAAAAAUAUGGCCGAGAUGCUUUAAAGGUUUGUUUUUAAAGGGUAUCUGAAGUGUUCGUUUUACACAAGCAGGUGUUUUUCAUUUAAAAUUUAAAAUAUUGUCAGAUAGGCAUGGGCCGGGUUGUUGUCCUCGUGGUUUCGUAAUGUUAAUUUGAGUAUUACAGUAUUAUGGUAUUUACAUUCAAAAAAUUAUUGUAUAACAUGAAUUUUGUUUAUCUAUAGUAAAAAAAAAAAAGCAGUCAUUAUUACUGCUGCUAAAAUGACAUAGUUUAUACUAAUACUGUUGUAAAACUGUAUUUUAAUUUUGAUAAGAUUUUUUAAGUAACUAAUACCUUUUUUUUUUCCUUUCCUGCUGCACUCUUAAUAGAGCAACAUAAGGAUAAAAAUCCGAUAUUAACUGGCUAGUUAGUGGGGCUCUCUGCUGCAGUAGGGCCUGCACUGGUUGCUUUACAGAAACAGCACUUGCAGCUCGCAGAUUGUAGCUUUUAAAACUUUCCUGUCAAAGGAACGAUGGGUGGAGCUCUUUUGAGUUUUUACUCUGUGAUUGUCUGCAACUUGAAAUAUUUCCAUGCAAAUUGACGUUUCUUGUGAGUGAGGGAAAAGUUAAGGACCCCUUCUUUCAGCCACCUAACCAGCAGUGCACAGCCACAGGUGGUGGAGGGUUCCGAGUUUUCUCCAAGCAACCGGAGAAAAUCUGUUCACUCCAGCAAUUUUUCUGGUAUUUCCUGACGUUAAACUGCAGGAACGACUUCAUGAAAAGGUUUUCAGCUGGUUGUAUGACCUUGGUAUAACUUAAUACCUGUAACCGGUCCAUGCCUAUUCUCACAGCUUAAUUUGGAUAAAACAAGUUGUCAGGAUGUAUUUCCAGCGUAUCUACAGUUAUGCAAACUUUGACUUGCACAAACAUAAGCAACAAUCAAUCCCUGUUUGCUUUCAGUCUCUCUUUUCUAGCUUGCACUCGCACAGUUAACCUGUGUUAAAUGAAUGAUUGUAUGGUUGCUCUUGCUGCUGUGUAACUCAGAUGGCCCAAGUGGGUUUGUUUUUUUUGUUUGUUUUGUUAUUAUUAUUUUUUUAUUAUUAUUAUUAUAUCACUGAUAACUAAGAGAUUGCGUGGUUCAGUGAUUGCACCCAGUUCGGCAUGGCGAGUCUGCGGUGCUGAACAUGCAGCACUGUACUAACCCAACUGGAAUCACGCGCAACCUCCUGAAAACGACCACUGAUCAAAACUCCUGGCAAACACUCUUCUGCAAAGUGUGUCUUGAGAUAACAUGUUCUGCUGUCUUUCUUUUUAAAAGCAAUUCAACUGUAUUUUUUUUAUUAUUAUUCUAGAAGAUGUUUUCAUCUCUAGACUUUUAGUGAGAUUUAUACACAAGAUGAAUAUACUUUAAGUAUAUAUUGUGUAUUUCUGCAGUGUGCACACAAAUACACUGACAAAAGAAUCCGGCCUGCGCUGCGCGUGGGUUUUGACUUGCUGACGAUUUUGCCUCAUAGACACUGAAAAGAAAAAAAAAAAGAAAAAAACAAAACAGAAGUGGCUUUCUGGUUCAUGUGAAGUAGAAACUGGAAGUAUGAAUAAAGAUUUUUAAAAACCCACAUAAAUUGUGUUGCUGUUUGUUUGUUGGUU